UAACUCAAUCAAUCGAAGUAGCAAAUUUAUUUUGAAGUCACAAUAAAACACGGAACAAGGAAAGACUACACCCUCCUUGUUUAAAUUGUCAUAUAAAAUCGUUCAAUCAUUCUAUACUGAUACGCAAAUGUAACAAAAUUGUGAUUGAAGAUUGUGUGGCAAUGCACGCGUCGAAGACAAACAAGAGUUCAAUUUCAAAACAAGAAUCAUUGUAAAACAACAUUCAUUCAAUUCCACCUGAAUUGAGUUCAAGCAGUUGUAAGAAGCAUUAUUUGAUCGCUGAUAUUCAUGCUUGUUUGCCAUUUAAACAACAUCAAACUUGUAUAAAAAGACCCACAAUCUUUGAAGUCGAUAUCAGUUACAUCGUACUCGUGCUCACGCUUUCAAACAGCCAACGGUACAGAAAUAUGGCAAAAGUUACCAUCCUCCUUAUUGUUGCUCUUGCUUCAUCAGUUUUUGCCAAACCCUAUGAAGUCACUGAGAAGAAAGCUGGCCAUCCAGUUGGGGAAAUUGCCCCGCUGAAGGGGCUUUCGUUCGGAGCAAACCGAUUUUCUGACGACUAUUUAAUCCAGCUGUACGAAAGGUUCCUGCACAUACAUCCGCUUAAACAUCCCGGAUUGGAAGAUCAGCAUGAGAAGCGUUCAACAGAUGGGGAGGAGGAGGCUUUAGAAGAGAAAGCUCGACCAGAUGCGCAUAAGGAACCGGGUGAUAUGGAGGAAAAGAAAGGUCCCGCUGGAAGCAACAAGACAGAACUAGCCGAGGAUGAAGAACGGCAAGGGUCGAAUGUCCCACCGAAGGAUGCUCCAUCAAGCAACGGAGAAAAGGAAGGAAAAAAGAAUGAAUUGGACGAAGUGAAAGAAUCCGAGAGGAAUGAAUUGAAGCCAAAAACACCAGAAAACCUCAACAACGAUCAACACCGGAAACCAAAUAUUAAGGAUAAAGCUAAGAGCGACGAUAAAGUUGUAAAACAAGAUUAUGUGAAGAAUAUCAAGGACCAGGAAAGACGUUCUCCCCUGGUACAAAUUAACGUCAAUGUAGGGCCGGCAGUAUAAUAAGGACUGUUGUAACAAAACAUUACAAUUAAAUAAAACAAUAAAAUGAAAACCAAUUAAAACUUACCCAAUAGCAGUGCAACAAGUUUGUUUGAUGGAAUUGAUUUCUUUAUUCCAUAUCAGCUUUAGCUUAUUACACAUUACUGACACAGACCAAAUGCGAAAAGUGCGAGACACACUGUAGCUUCUUCUCACUUACGGUACAAUAUUGCCUAACCUUCGUCUUCGCCUGCCAUUACACACACACACA
Anopheles merus is the source of this 1302-nucleotide messenger RNA. RefSeq lists its product as uncharacterized. The record is from RefSeq and is a predicted model, not a curated record. The coding region runs from base 408 to 1052 and encodes 214 amino acids. The transcript has 2 exons. NCBI's taxonomy places the organism in Eukaryota, Metazoa, Arthropoda, Insecta, Diptera, Culicidae.